Molecule: messenger RNA, 4827 nt
Organism: Nymphaea colorata (pocket water lily)
Lineage: Eukaryota; Viridiplantae; Streptophyta; Magnoliopsida; Nymphaeales; Nymphaeaceae
Exons: 2
Coding region: 1189-3366 (725 amino acids)
Molecular function (GO): protein dimerization activity
Source: RefSeq, a predicted model, not a curated record
CAGAACAAGUUAGAUACAACAAUUAUGAUAGACCAUACACAAAAUAGACACGUUUGGAGGAAAAAGCAUACUAUUAAUUAUUCACAUGAAGGUGACAAGACAUCAAUAAUACAUCAAAACAAAGUAAAUCUUGCACAAGUCCUAUCACAUUCAAUUCAUGAUAUCAUCAUGCCAGUCAUUGAAAGAGAAUUAUUAUUAUGAAUGUUAAAGUAAGGAAUAUUAAAUGUCCUCUUGAUUCUGCCAUCCUAAACAUGCCACCUACGUCACACGGAUACGGCAGACUGGGUCGAGUACCGGUGUCGACACGCGGACACGGGGAUCCCGACACGGCGAUACGGCUGGAUACGUUUUGGAUCGGGUCUGGGUCAGACCCGAUCCAAACCACUUGUAUAACCGAUUUUUUAACCCGCGUUUUGUUUUACGCACUGACCUCCGGCGAUCGACGCUCGACCUUCGUUUACCCUCGAUGGCUUCCGCAGCAGGCUGGCAGCACAGUAAGGCAAUGGCGGGCGACGGCGACCUCCGGCGAUCGACGGCGACUUCCGGUGGCGUCCGGCGGCAGCCAGCGACAGACAGGUAAGUGUUUUGUCGAUUAUUUUCGAUAAUAGAAGUUAGGGUUUCAACUUUUAUUUGGGGAUUUUUUACAUUGGGUAUUAAAAUCUGAUUUGGGAAUGUUUUGGUUUGAAGAUUGGACGGUUUAGAAUCAUAUUCUUCAAUGCUAUGUGCGAUGUUUUCUUUUUUUUGUUUGAUUUUGGGAUUUGGGGAUUUUGCCGUUUUGGGUGUAUAACCGAUUUGGGGAUUUUGCCUUCGCUGUUGUUCAUGAUGCUAGACAAUGAUGAAUACGUGAUAUCUAGAUGGCAUUAACAUAUAAUAUACCAUUCGUGAAUGUUCCUGUUCACUGUUCACUGUUCACUAUUCACUUCAGCCUUCGCUAUUGUUCAUGUUUCUUUUAGUUUUAGGCUUUAACGAACUGCUUCUGUUCCUGUUCACUAUUCAAUCUGGCAGUACUAUCAUUUACCAUUCUUGAAUGUUCCUGUUCACUAUUCAGCCUUCGUUCUGCUUCUGAAUCUUUGAAGUUUUGUGACUGCAGUGCAUGUUUAUACUUUGUCAGUUUGUUGUAUUGUUUUAUUUCAUAAAUUUUAUGUUCAUUAUACGUUUUUUCCAUUUUUUUAUUAUGUUUAAUCUAGUAUGGCGAGCAAAGGAAAAACAGUGUCUCAGUCUCAAGACUCUCAACCUACAAGUUGUGGUUCUGGAUCAGCUACACCUCAGCCACCAUUAUGGUCAUACGUGAAUCUAAUGGGGAAACCUCCUGGAGGCGGUGGAAAUGCUUUUUUUAGGUGUAAUUUUUGUGAGGGACAGUUUAAUGGAUCAUAUACAAGAGUGAAAGCACAUCUAUUAAAAAUCAGUCAAAAAGGAAUUCAACCAUGUAAGAAAAUCACUAACGAGACUUUGGCUCAGUUGAAGAAAGAACAAAAAGCCUUUGAGAAUAAGAAAAGCACAUCAUCUGGAUCUGGUUUCAUUGACAUUGCUUCAAUUUUACAUGAUGAUAUUCAGAAUCCUACCAAAAAAAGAAAAGUUGUUGAUGUUCAUCAGAAAUCAAUUAAGGAUUCAUUUAGUUUACAAGGACGGCGAGAAUUAGAUCUAAAAGUGGCGACAUUUUUCUAUGCUAAUUGCAUACCAUUUAAUGUAGCUAGAAGUCCAUAUUGGAGAGACUUAGUUACAUCUAUUGCAAAUUCUAACUUGACUGGGUAUGUUCCCCCUAGUUCUGAAAGGCUUCGCACUGUACUACUAGAACAACAGAUGACUCGAGUGAACAAAUUGUUAGAGUCUCAAAAGUUCACUUGGGAUCAACACGGAGUUUCUAUUGUUUCUGAUGGCUGGACAGAUUUGCAACGACGCCCUCUUAUUAAUUUCAUUGCAACUUCAGCAAAUGGACCAAUUUUCUUGAAAGCAAUAGAUGCAUCUGGUGAAUACAAAAGUGCUGAGUAUCUGAAAGGAUUGUUUAUGGAAAUAAUUGAAGAAGUGGGGAAAGAAAACGUUGUUCAGCUAAUUACAGACAAUGCACCUGUAUGUAGAGCAGCUGGUAUUGCGAUAGAAAAGGAGUACCCUCAUAUCUUUUGGACUUCUUGUGCAGUUCAUAGCUUAAAUUUGGCUCUAAAGAGUAUAUGCAAUCCACCAAGUAAAGAGCAAGAUCCUCAUGCUUAUGAAUUAUGUUCGUGGAUUGAAGACUUGGAAAAGGAUGUGAGGAACAUCAGAAAUUUCAUAGUAAAUCAUCAACAUGCACUUUCCAUUUAUAACAAGCAUUCUGAUCUAAAAUUAUUAAGAGUUGCAGAGACACGUUUUGCAUCUCUAAUUGUUAUGGUCAAAAGGAUAAAAAGGGUGAAAAGUGCAUUGAUCAGUAUGGUGACUGAUGAUGAUUGGAGUUUCUACCGUGCUGAUGAUGAUGACAAAGCUCAAGCAAUCAAAGGAAUGAUUCUUGAAGACAAGUGGUGGGAUCAAAUCUUUUAUUUUCUUGCAUUCACAGAACCGAUCUGGGAGAUGUUGAGAGUUCUUGAUUGUGAUAAUUCAACGUUGCACUGUGUGUAUGAGAUGUGGGACACUAUGAUUGAAAAAAUCCAAGAGGUUAUUUUUAAGCAUGAAAAAAAAAGUAUUGCACUUGAAGAUUCAGCAUUUUUUGAUCAUGUGCAUAGAAUAUUGAUUGCAAGAUGGGAUAAAAGUAGCAAUCCUCUUCAAUGCAUGGCACAUACAUUAAAUCCUAAAUAUUAUGGAAAAAAGUGGCUUACAGGGGGUGUUGGAAGAACCCCACCACAUCUGGAUCUAGAAUUAUCAACAAACAGAGUAGCAUGUAUUAAUAGGAUUUUCAUUGAUGUACAUCAAAAUCGCCGAGCUAAUGAUGAGUUUGAAAGGUUUUCUACUGGAAUUGGAGAAGAUGUAGGUGCAACUGUAGACAAAGAUAAUUAUCCAUCUUUAUCUUGGUGGAUUAAACAUGGAACUGCUUAUCCUACUCUUCAAUACCUUGCUUUCAGAUUGCUAGUUCAACCUGCUACAUCUUCAUGCUGUGAGAGAAAUUGGAGUACAUAUUCACAAAUCCACACUAUAAAACGAAAUAAUCUCACAAGCAAACGUGCAGAAAAUCUGGUUUAUGUGCAUUCUAACCUUCGGCUUCUAUCACGGAACAAAGAAGAAUAUAGGGAAGGAGAAACUAAAUAUUGGGACGUGAAUGUUGAGGACUUUAACUUAGAACAAGAGAAUGAACUUGAAGUUGUUAAUUCAAGAUUCGAAGAACCUUGUAUUCCCUCAACAUCUUCUAUUGUGGAAGAAGAGGAGAUUGGGGAGAACGAUGAUUUGGGCAUUGAUGAUGACUAGAAUGAUGAUGAACAAUGUUUUGUGAUGAUUGAUGAACAAUGCUUUGUAACUUUCUUUGAGACUUUCUUGCUUAUGUCUUAGCAGUUAUCACUUUUGAGAUUGGUGAUGAACAAUGUUGUGUUUGAGACUUUCUUUAUUAUCAUUUUUAAUUUUUUUGAAUAUAAUAUUCGCCGUAUCCGCGUAUCCUAAAAUUUUGAAAAUGUCGUGUCCCCGUACCCGUACCCGUAUCCAUAGGAUACCCGUACCCGUAUCCGUGUGACAUAGCAUGCCACAAAGCCUAUAUCAUCCCUAUUUCCAGUCUUGCUGCCAUCUACUGAUCUGCUAAACAAACCACAGAGAAGAAGGAGGUUUGUUAUGCAAGGGCUAUCUCAAGCUUCCACAAGCAGAUGUUACCAUGCAAUCCUAAAACUGCUGAAAAGAAUUGCAAAACCAAAAAAGGUGAAAUGAGGAUUAUUCAGCACAUGGGCUAUCUUCUAAACAGCUGCAAGUAACAAGAUGCUUAUAAUAGGCCGGUAAACUCACGCAGACUAAAUGCCACUUGAGUAUGGGUGUUGGUGCUACUCAAGGUGAGGUCAAAUAUCUGGCUGACAAUUAUAGUCAACCUUUUAGACUGAAGCAGUUUACAUGCUUAAUUGUCAAUGGUCACCGAAUAUGUCCCCCCUUGAACAACCUUUAGAAGUUUAGUGACUUCCAAUGAGGAAUAGGCACCUCCCUUCUGCCUCGUAUGCAUUUCUGGACUCCAUCAAACCCAUAUUGUCUGUAAUGCCUAAUAUAUGUGGACGGACUUGUGAAUAGUCCUAAACCAUACAGAAACCUUAAGGGGCUUACAUACUUGCCCCCCAGUCUAUUGGUUGCCAUGAGCAAUCACUUUCUUUAGUAUUAGAUCUAGAGCUGCCUCCGAAGCAAGUUCGGACCCACCAUAUGCGGCAGACGGAUUAGUAUUACAGUGAGUAAUUAUAAUGGGUAUCAGGACCACGUUUAACACUCAAACGUAGAGUUCAACACGUAGAGUUGCAUGUACCUUGAGGUGUGCGGGUUGUAAUAUCUCACGUACAUGGAUAAUACAUUUAGGCAAGUGCACAUUAACAUGAAAACAUUUGGUUCUACCGGCCAAAAUUCUCGCGACAUAAAGAAGUCCAGAAACUUAUACAAGUUAGCAUUAUCCUGAAAAUCUGACACGGCUAUGAAGAUGAUGAUGAGUAAUGACACUAAAUUGCCGUGGUUACAGAUGAUCCUUCACAUAUGAUUGAUAGCCGGAACCACUAGCACUACCGUCAAUGAGCCGGAACCCAUUUUGAUACUAGUCAUCUUUUCCUGGCAUGCGGUGACCCUCUAGUGAUGCAAUCCGAGAGGAAAACAAACAAAACUCAAAUUAAAUACGAACGCGGAACUACGCCACAAGUACAUGAUUUCCAAAACCUUUAUGAAUUAAGCAACAAUUCCAGAGACGAAAAAUAAUCG